AUGGUUGUAGCCGUACGACAAAUUACACUGGAAAGUGUGAGUGACGUAGAAAAACUUGAUGGGACAGUUUGCAUUGCGGGACUGCCUGCGUUGAAGAUCGUUGAGUAGCCACAUAUUAUCAGAACAGCAAGGAACGUUCUGUGGGAAUGUUCUUCGUGGAUGGUGCAUUACCCCGAGUGUGUUUCUUGUGGAUAGUGCAUCAGUCAGAUGAUUCAUGGUACGUUGUGAUGUACGUUAGCCCCUGUCUGUUGAGUCUUUGUGUUCCGAUAUCAUUAGGUUCUGCUUUUGUGCGUUGGUCGAGCGACACGGGUGGUGGCUGCGGUGCUGCGGUGCUGUGGUGCUCCCCACCCUUGC
Molecule: messenger RNA, 354 nt
Organism: Ectocarpus sp. CCAP 1310/34
Lineage: Eukaryota; Phaeophyceae; Ectocarpales; Ectocarpaceae
Source: the annotation of a GenBank genome assembly